AUGUGCUAUGGUAAUAGCGUGGGGCCCCCAGCAGAUUGCGGGGCCAAGACCGGCAACAUUAUCACUCACAAUGCACUCAGUGUGUACGGUGGUGGAGUUUUAUGCCCAUCACCGUCCACUGCUUCGGGAUUUUUCAAUCCACGCAGUCAAGCGUCGGAUUUGAGUCCACUUGAGCUGGGAUUUUCUCGUGGAAUGGGUCUCGUUGCGCCACCACCGCAUUCAGGGUGGCGUGAUACAAGUUUAUCAAAUCACAUUGGAUCAGUCUCUACCAAUGAUGAUCUUACAACAUUGGCACCAUCUCAAUCACUUUUGUCACAAUCACAACCGAAAUGUGAACUUUUAUCACAAUCAACUCCAUCAAAAUGCGAUUUACUUCCAAUGCAACAAAAUUCAAAUUCCAAUGGAAUGCAUCACAGCAAUGCAAAUGGAACUUUAUCAAAUAAUAAUAAUAAUAACAAUAAUAAUUCUACAACUAAUAAUAAUAAUACCACGACGUCUGGAUCAUCUUCAAUCGGAAGUUCAAAUGGAACUCAUGUUAGCGAUGUGAAAAAUCAAAAUAUCGAAUGUGUCGUUUGUGGUGACAAAAGUUCAGGCAAACAUUAUGGACAAUUUACAUGUGAAGGCUGCAAAUCAUUCUUCAAACGUUCAGUUCGAAGAAACUUAACGUACUCAUGUCGGGGGAAUCGAAACUGUCCGAUCGAUCAACACCAUCGGAAUCAAUGUCAAUAUUGUAGAUUGAGAAAGUGCCUCAAGAUGGGAAUGCGACGAGAA
Clunio marinus is the source of this 771-nucleotide messenger RNA. The record is from the annotation of a GenBank genome assembly. NCBI's taxonomy places the organism in Eukaryota, Metazoa, Arthropoda, Insecta, Diptera, Chironomidae.